Molecule: messenger RNA, 225 nt
Organism: Stereum hirsutum FP-91666 SS1
Lineage: Eukaryota; Fungi; Basidiomycota; Agaricomycetes; Russulales; Stereaceae
Exons: 1
Source: RefSeq, a predicted model, not a curated record
UUUACUGCCCAUAAAUCGCAGGGUCAAACAUAUGAGAAAGUCAUCGUGGACUUAAAAAACUGUAGGGGCUCGGCGGCGCCCUAUGUCAUGUUGUCGCGCGUCAAAUCGCUUGAAGGUUUAUGUAUCCUGCGAGAUUUCAAGAUAUCAAAAAUACGUUGUCACAUGAAUGAAGAUUGCCGCAGGGAGAUGAAUCGUCUCGAAAAAAUGAGCUUGCAAACGAUCAUU